Dermochelys coriacea (leatherback sea turtle) is the source of this 1871-nucleotide messenger RNA. RefSeq names its product transmembrane protein 61 (gene TMEM61). Bases 406 to 1041 code for a protein of 211 amino acids. The record is from RefSeq and is a predicted model, not a curated record. NCBI's taxonomy places the organism in Eukaryota, Metazoa, Chordata, Testudines, Dermochelyidae. The transcript has 4 exons.
GAAACGGAGCAGCCAGCCAGACUUACUUAAUACUUUGAAGCAGGCUUCUGCCUUCCUUUAAAGUGCAAGCCGAGCAGAAACAACCCUAGGCAAGAGUGGCAGCACAGGCAAGUUGCCACAUGCAGGGCUUUUCCUGAGUGGAGGAAACAAGGACUUCGCUCAGUGGGAGCCUCUCUCCUCUCCGCUGGGGGGCGCUGCUGUUGCCAAAGUUUUCUUUGCAGGCACUGGGGAGCUUGGACUGUCUGACUGGGACCGGUGUAUGCAAGGCUGGCAUUCCCCGGAGCAGAUCCGUCUAGUGCUCUGGCCCCUGCUGCUAGAAGAGUUUCAUUGCUGCUCUCCAUGCCCUCUGUCAGCUGAGCGGAUGGGGGGAUAUCUGAGGCUGUGAGGUGGGCCUCUGGCUGUAGAAUGGCUGCUUCUUUCCGCUAUGGAGUGACCAUCACUGGAGCUAUCCUGCUGGUGACAGGAACGCUUUGUUUUGCCUGGUGGAGCGAUGGAGAGGUGGGACCCACGUCUAAUAACGAUGCUAUGGCUGUGCCUCAUGGAGAAGCCAAAGUGGUGCCGAACUCCUCCUCCUCUAAUGCACUGCUCAGGUCUGUCAGCUUCUUCUGCUGUGGCAUCGGUGGCAUCCUCCUCCUCUUUGGGCUUCUGUGGUCGGUGAAAGCAAAUGCUCGGGGGAUGUCUCGACACUAUCAGUACCACUUCUCUAGAGACCUACACUACUUCACUGUGGAACCUCUUGAUAAAAGGACAUGCAGUGCCUGGGAUGCCAAUGCUAUCCCCACCUAUGAAGAAGCCCUGAACUGCAGGCCUGCUCAAAGUACCCUAGGUUAUAUACCACCUCAUGGCGCGAAGGAGGAGACUACACCCCCUCUGUAUGGAGACUUAGAUGAGGAUGAUACGUGGCCAGGUUGCCGCAGACGCAGCUCCUCAGACAGUGUGCUGCUCAGGACCAUGCCAUCCAGGAGGGAAACAGAGUCACAGGGUGAGCCCAGCGCGACACCACCGCCCAGCUACGAAGACAUCAGUGUACGUGGUGUAUGAUCUAUGAACUACAUACAAUGCGUUGAACUCAUUGCUGCCUAGUCUGUUUGCUUUGGAGCCUGCCCUUUCCUCCUCUAAAGUAAUGAUCAUGAAGUGAGAGGGGAAACAUAAAUCAGCUAUUCAGAUCAAAAUGGCUUUUCUGUCUUUUCUAGGAGUAAAUCCAGAAUAAUUACAGUAAAUCCAGAUAAUCUCAAUGCUGCUAUUUUCUGAGUUGUGUGGAUAAUCAGUAUGUUUUAAAGCUUUCAUAUGUUUAAUACAAUUACAGAUGAUUGCAAAUAUUUGACAGGUAGCAGGACAGAGAAGAAAAUAUUUUUGAGAACCUAGGAUGCCUGUUGAAAUGCAUGGGGAAAUCUUUACAAGAAAGAUCCAGCCAAGACUAGCAUCUUAGGGUAACAUUUUUAUAAAAGCCUGGUAAUUUAGGUGCCUAAGUGCCAUCUUAAGAAAUGAUUUAGUCACUAAGCAGGCUAAGCUGCAUUGCCACUCGGUGACACCAGCUAAGAUUUUCAGUAGCGAUUUUUGGGUGUCCUGCAUGAGACACCUUAAAGGGGUUUGAUUUUCAGACGGUGCUGAGCACCUCGCCUCUGAAAAACAGGCUCUUAAGGAGCCUCAAGUUGAGCACCACAAACUUGAGACAUCCCAAAUCACCAGUUUCUUUUGAAAAUCUUGGCCUUGGCUCCUAGUGCUGAAUGUACUUUUGACAACGUUUCCCCAAGUCAUUAGGCUCCGAGGUUGUUCUAGUAGAUAAGAACACUGGGACUUGCACUUUACCCAACCAUUGGUCACGAGCUGAAGUGCUCAGCACCUCUGAAAAUCCAGCCAGUAUAGUGUGU